AUGCCCGCCAUCCGCACAGCCAAGAACCGCAAGCCGCCACCCGACGGCUUCGAAGACAUCGAAGACACGCUCCUCGAAUUCGAAAACAAAAUGAAAGACGCCCAAGCCGCCUCGCACGAAGGCAAGAAGAAACACGAGAUGCUCUGGCCCGUCUUUCAAAUCACUCAUCAGCGCUCCCGCUACAUCUACGACCUCUACUACACGACCUCCGCCAUCUCCAAACCCCUCUACGACUGGCUGCUCAAAAACUCCUACGCCGACGCCAACCUGAUCGCGAAGUGGAAGAAGCAAGGCUACGAGAAACUCUGCUGUCUGCGCUGCAUCCAGACCAAGGAGACGAAUUUCAAUUCCACGUGUAUUUGUCGCGUGCCCCGCGCGCAGCUGAAGGAGGAUCAGGAGGUGCAGUGUGUGAGUUGUGGGUGUCGCGGGUGUGCGAGUUCGGAUUGA
This is a messenger RNA of Zasmidium cellare ATCC 36951, 447 nucleotides long. RefSeq lists its product as uncharacterized. Gene Ontology annotation, cellular component: spliceosomal complex; nucleus. The transcript has 2 exons. NCBI's taxonomy places the organism in Eukaryota, Fungi, Ascomycota, Dothideomycetes, Mycosphaerellales, Mycosphaerellaceae. Bases 1 to 447 code for a protein of 148 amino acids. The record is from RefSeq and is a predicted model, not a curated record. Gene Ontology annotation, biological process: mRNA splicing, via spliceosome.